AUGCGGAUUUGUCCGGCCACAGUUUGUUCAAGCAAUGACUCAGGCUCUGAUGUCACCAAGCAACGCGCUGUCAACUGGCUCAAAGGAUCUGUGAAUUUAUUGCAACACGUGUACGGCAACAUCUAUAAAAAUCUGACAGCCUCAUAUGUGAAACAGGAAAUAACAGGUGGCGAUGCCCUCUCUGUCUACCUGAUUAAUCUGAUGAAUAACCUGAAUGACUUCCUCAGUAUGAUCUCCAAGAGUCCUGUGGGUUGUCCCCCACUUGUGCCUUUGCUCAGCAACAAGCAUCCACUUAAUGCCUCUGCAAUCCUCGGUAUAGCCUCAAAGCUUGGAAGACUUAACCAGGAUGUGUUUACCUUCAAUGUGACAGACCCAGCAAUACCUCACCUGGAAGAGCUGAUAAUGCAGUUCCUCUCUUUGGAGGUUAAUCUCACAUUGUCUCUCCCCCAAAUCAUGGGACACUCUCUGCUUACCUAUUCUCAAUACCUCCAUCCUGAUGAAAUGAACCAUCUUAUAAAAUCAAUUCAGCCUUUCAGCAACCAGACCUCAGCAGGUUUUGUAGAAGCCAUUAUCAGUGCUGUGGAGCUGCUGAAGACACUGAUGGAUGCGCCAAAUGGUGACCCAACUAACGUCCUCCUUGGGUACAUACGCCAGAUUCAAGAAUUUGUGGUUUCUCUCUGUAGACUGCAAAAAAUUGAACAAGUCAUGUUACCAAAUGGUUCUUACAGCAUAGCUCAAGUCACUGAUCUCAGCUUGCUUUCCAUGGACUUUCUCAACCUCCUCACACCUGAGGCCCUUCAAAACCUUACACAGGUUGGACCAGAUGCUGCCCAGGACAUUGUUAUCCAGAAGUUGUAGCAUUCCUACCAAAGGAGGUCCAAAGUGAUGCUGUUCACUUUCUUCAGGGUUUCAAGGCUCUGCAGAGUCACAUCAACCAACUGCACAGCAUGCAAGGACUGUUUGGCUGGGAUUUCAGGCAUCUUUACAUUCUGGAUCAGAUAUUAGACGUGACCCUC
This is a messenger RNA of Archocentrus centrarchus (flier cichlid), 1016 nucleotides long. RefSeq lists its product as uncharacterized. The record is from RefSeq and is a predicted model, not a curated record. Lineage: Eukaryota; Metazoa; Chordata; Actinopteri; Cichliformes; Cichlidae.